Pseudozyma hubeiensis SY62 is the source of this 411-nucleotide messenger RNA. RefSeq lists its product as hypothetical. The record is from RefSeq and is a predicted model, not a curated record. The transcript has a single exon. The coding region runs from base 1 to 411 and encodes 136 amino acids. Lineage: Eukaryota; Fungi; Basidiomycota; Ustilaginomycetes; Ustilaginales; Ustilaginaceae.
AUGCAGUCCUUCUUCGUUACCCGAGUCACGAUGACACUGGAAAUCCCCGUUACGCCGGAACCUUCGCUAUGCGUCCCACUGUUUGACCUGUCUCCAUUUGAUGCCGGCAGCGUGGAUUCGUUCGUGAGGGACAGACAUCAAUGUUCGGAGCAUGCUUCGCAUGACCUCGCCUCUCGUUCCUUCGAUCCGCGAGGUUUUGUCACAAAGACCCUGCAGCAAAAUCGCAUCAAGGGUCUCACAUCUUGGCAUUCCAACAAUUCGGUAGAAGCGACUCAACCUAACAAAAGCAAUGGCCAAAAAAUGCGCCUCGAACGCCUACCUCACGUCAGUCCUAACGAUGCGAUUCUUGCAUCUCGACCUGACGAUCCGGAGCGAAGCAGACAUAUUCACAUGACAACUUGGGCGGCUUGA